AUGUCUAAUAACAACAUCAAUAAUCGUGGUGGCCGCGGUGGUUACAAGAACUACAAUAAUGCUGGUGGCCGCGGUGGUUACCAACAAUAUAAUGCUGGUGAUCAAUUACAACAACAACAACAACAACAACAACAACAAGGCUAUCAAGCUUAUCAACAAUACAAUGCCCAAUCACAACAACAAGGAUACCAAGCCUAUCAACAGUAUACUGCUCAACCACAGCAACAAGGAUACCAGGCAUAUCAGCAGUACACUGCUCAACCACAACAACAAGGAUAUCAAGCUCAUCAGCAAUACAAUAUGGGUGUCCCACAGCAACAAGCUUACCAAGGAUACCAACAGUACAAUGCUCAACCACAACAAGCUGUAUCUUUAAAUGAUUACAAUAGCAAGCAAAAUGUCCCAGUUGCUGCCAAGCCCAAGAGGACCUUAAAAUUAGUCCCAAGUGCAGGCGUCAAAGUAGUUGGUGCCAAAUCUGCUGUAAAGAAAGACGAAAAGGCACCCUCUAAGAAGGAAGGAGAGCCUGUUAAGGAAGAGAAAAAAGAGCAACAGCAACAAUCCGGUGAAAAAGAAGUUGCAGCUGCAACUAGCACCAAUACCGAUAAACCAACAGAAACAAAAAAAGAUGCCUUGCCAGACAUUGAAAAACUAUCUGUUAAAGACCAAAAUGAAACCGAGACAGCUAAGGGUGUUAGUUCUGCAGAUGCUUUGAUUAAAGAGCAAGAAGAUGAAGUCGACGAGGAAGUUGUUAAUGAUAUGUUUGGUGGCAAGGACCACAUGUCUUUAUUAUUUAUGGGUCAUGUUGAUGCAGGUAAAUCCACUAUGGGCGGUAAUUUGUUAUACUUAACAGGUUCCGUUGAUAAGAGAACCAUUGAAAAAUACGAAAGGGAGGCCAAGGAUGCAGGUAGACAGGGUUGGUACUUAUCCUGGGUUAUGGAUACCAAUAAAGAAGAGAGAAGUGAUGGUAAAACCAUUGAAGUUGGUAGGGCUUAUUUUGAAACCGAAAAAAGGCGUUACACUAUUUUGGAUGCCCCAGGUCAUAAAAUGUAUGUUUCUGAAAUGAUUGGUGGUGCUUCCCAAGCAGAUGUAGGUGUUUUAGUUAUUUCUGCAAGAAAGGGUGAAUAUGAAACAGGGUUUGAAAAAGGUGGCCAAACAAGAGAACAUGCUUUGUUGGCUAAAACCCAAGGUGUUAAUAAAUUAAUUGUUGUUAUUAACAAGAUGGAUGACCCAACGGUCGACUGGUCUAAAGAGCGUUAUGAUCAAUGUGUAAAGAAUUUAACCAAUUUUUUAAAGGCCAUUGGGUACAAUGUCAAGCAAGACGUCGUUUUUAUGCCUGUUUCCGGUUUCACAGGUGCUGGUUUGAAGGACCGCGUAGAUCCAAAGGUUUGUCCAUGGUACACUGGUCCUUCCUUGCUGGAAUUUUUAGAUAAUAUGAAACACUUGGACCGUCACAUCAAUGCUCCAUUCAUGUUACCAAUUGCUUCAAAAAUGAAAGACUUGGGUACCGUUGUUGAAGGUAAAAUUGAAUCUGGUCACAUUAAAAAGGGCAACUCUACUUUAUUGAUGCCUAACAAGAUUCCAGUUGAAAUUUUAAACAUUUUCAAUGAAACCGAAGAAGAAGUCGAUUUGGCUUUGUGUGGUGAACAAGUCAGACUAAGGUUAAAAGGUGUUGAAGAGGACGAUAUCCAACCAGGAUUUGUUUUGACAUCUCCAAAGAACCCUAUCAGAGUUGUUACCAAAUUUGUUGCCACAAUUGCAAUUGUUGAAUUGAAAUCUAUCAUGUCUAGUGGAUUCUCUUGUAUUAUGCAUGUCCAUACAGCUAUUGAAGAAGUCAAAAUAACCAAGUUAUUGCACAAGGUUGAAAAGGGCAGCAACAGACUUUCUAAGAAACCACCUGCCUUUGCUAAAAAGGGUAUGAAGGUUAUUUGUGUUAUAGAGUGUGAAACUCCAGUUUGUGUUGAAACCUACCAGGAUUACCAACAGUUGGGUAGAUUUACUUUAAGAGAUCAAGGUAGUACUAUUGCUAUUGGUAAAAUUAUUAAAAUUUUAGAUUGA
This is a messenger RNA of Saccharomycodes ludwigii, 2055 nucleotides long. RefSeq names its product translation termination factor GTPase eRF3 (gene SUP35). Gene Ontology annotation, molecular function: GTP binding; translation release factor activity; GTPase activity. Gene Ontology annotation, cellular component: translation release factor complex. The transcript has a single exon. NCBI's taxonomy places the organism in Eukaryota, Fungi, Ascomycota, Saccharomycetes, Saccharomycodales, Saccharomycodaceae. Bases 1 to 2055 code for a protein of 684 amino acids. Gene Ontology annotation, biological process: nuclear-transcribed mRNA catabolic process, deadenylation-dependent decay; translation; translational termination. The record is from RefSeq and is a predicted model, not a curated record.